Molecule: messenger RNA, 1821 nt
Organism: Darwinula stevensoni
Lineage: Eukaryota; Metazoa; Arthropoda; Ostracoda; Podocopida; Darwinulidae
Source: the annotation of a GenBank genome assembly
AUGAGAAAAAUCGCUCGGAUCAUCGCUCGACACGCGGCAGAGCUGGCCUUCAUUGCCAUCGAUGAAGUGCUGCAGGACCUGAACAAGGAGGGGAUCAUUUCCCACCAGGACUACCACGAGCUGGUCAGCAAGGACAAGAAGAAGAGAGAGAAAUUGCUGUUUCUUCAGGAACACUUACCUUCGUGGGGAGACCGAGCAUUUCCGACUUUUAUCGAGAUUCUCCGCCAAAGAGACCACAACGAACUUGCCAAGAAGCUUCAGGACGAAUUGAAUGCGCAGGAGCAACUCGAGGCAGCGAGAAUGUUCAUCAAAAGCCGAGGCCGACUCCUCCGAAGGCUUCCAUUCCGAGAAAUCCACGAAAUCCUGAAGCGAAUUUUCAGCGUCGAGGAAAACUCGAGGAUAACCGCGCCGUCCUCCGAUCGUGAGAAAUUGGAAGAGCUCCUUAAUGCUUUGGCCCAGAAGCCCGGCAGGUACGUGAAGUGGUACCUGCAGGUACUCCUAUUCCUGCAGCACCACUCAAAAGAUCUAGCCGAAGAACUGGAGGGAAAGACCGACUUGUGCAAUCGCCUGGAGCGAGUCCGGGAUAAGUUCUCGAAGAUACCGAAUGCCGAAAAACUCAAGAACAUGCUGAUAGAGAGAAGGACCCUCGACAACAAAGAUGCCAGGACUCUCAAGGAGAGAUCCACGGCAUCGAAGACCCAGAACGCCCUGAACCUCUGGAACGUCCUGAAGACGAAGGACGGGAGGGACCUCCCGAUCAUCUGCUGCUGCCUCGACGGCCUCGGGCACGGCGACAUCGCCCAGGACCUCCUUCAGUCCACCCCGGAGGAACUCAUGGACUAUUUCGAAGAAGAGGUGCGUCUGCAAUGGGAGACCAUAUUGGACGCGCUGGAAAGACAGCAGAAGAGUUUGGACGAAUCCAAUGAGAGACUGGAGAAGAUAACGGAACAUUUGCAGGUGUCCAUGGGGGCCAACAAUGGGUCGCAACUGCUCGAGGAAAUAAAAGAAAUGCGUCUGGAUAUCAAGAGCCUCUUGUCCAGCCGUGAAGAUGAGAAAAAGUUCCUUCAAGACCUCGUCCGUGAAAAGAACGUCAUGGCCGAGGAACUAGAAGUCAAGACAAAGCUUUAUGACCAGUCUCAGAAGGAACUGGCACAACUUCAAGGCAACUUACUCAGCGUGAAGAGUCAACUCGAUGAAGUAAGCAAUUUCGUCAUGCCAUUGUCCAAUGAAGAUCGUCGGUCGGCUGUGAUCAGUUUGCACGAAGCUGGGAAGUCUCCCACCGAGAUUUUCCGACUGCUCCAGAACCGGAACUUCAUCAAACGUAUGAUUCAGCGGUUCCUUGAGACAAACUCUACAGAAGAUCGUCCGGUGGUCGUGGACGGGAAGCUGAUCGACGGGUUCGAUCAACCAACCAAGGAAUCGGCUUCACACCAAACAUGGAGGAAUGCCAAACAGGAAUGGACAAGGAUAGAAAUCUUCCUCAUCGACGCUCCAAUUGACUCCUACAAUCAAGCCAUGAUUGAAAUUUUCCAGGAUGCCAAGGAAAAGGAAAAGUUUAAAGUGAUGGCUGCAGGUGGCCAACUUUUGCAGUUUUCCAGUUUCCAAAUCACCAUUGAGGGAGAACGGAGCCUCCAGGUCAAAACUGGAAAAGUUGACAACCCCACCCUCAUGCCUUCUCAACUUUUCAAUUUCAGCAUGUUUCAUCACCUGCCAAAUGCAUCAGUCGGAUAUCGGCUGUCGUUAAUCGCGCUCGAGAGCGAGGUUCCGACCUCCUCCAAUCCUAAGAUAGAGAGGUAUGGCAAUCGAAACAACUCUGGAUGA